Molecule: messenger RNA, 1979 nt
Organism: Amaranthus tricolor (Joseph's coat)
Lineage: Eukaryota; Viridiplantae; Streptophyta; Magnoliopsida; Caryophyllales; Amaranthaceae
Product: 7-deoxyloganetin glucosyltransferase-like
Exons: 2
Coding region: 126-1586 (486 amino acids)
Molecular function (GO): UDP-glycosyltransferase activity
Source: RefSeq, a predicted model, not a curated record
ACCCAUUACCCUUUAAACUCCUAUAAAAAUAGACCAUUUCUUUAUAACACAACGUACAACAUACCACAACUAAUCAAACAAUUACUGAAAAUCUUAUAUUCAAUCACUACUCAUAAGUAAAAAUUAUGGGCUCUUUAUCUAUUACCCAAACACAAAAACCUCAUGCGGUAUGUAUCCCUUAUCCAGCUCAAGGUCACAUAAAUCCCAUGUUAAAAUUAGCCAAAAUUCUUCAUGCAAAAGGCUUUCAUAUUACUUUUAUUAACACUGAAUAUAAUCAUAAUCGUCUCCGACGGACUCGUGGCGACGAGGCCGUCGCAGACAAACCUUCUUUUCGAUUUGAGACGAUAACGGACGGGAUGCCGCCUUGUGAUGCGGAUUCGACUCAGGAUAUUGCGACGUUGUGCGUGUCUACGGAGAAGUAUAGUUUGGGUCCGUUUAAGAAGGUGCUUGCGCGGCUAAAUGAGUCGGGGGAUGUGCCGCCUGUGAGCUGUGUGGUGUCGGAUGCUGCUAUGUUUUUUACGCUUGAUGCAGGGGAAGAGUUGGGUGUUCCUGAGGUUUUGCUUUGGACGGCUAGUGCUUGUGGGCUUUUGGGUUAUGUUCAAUAUCAUAAGCUUGUUCAGUUAGGUCUUGCUCCAUUUAAAGAUGAAAAUUUCUUAACAAACGGGGAUCUUGAUCAAGUCUUAGAUUGGGUACCAGGCAUGAAGAACAUCCGCCUACGCGAUCUUCCAAGCUUUAUAAGAACAACAAAUCCUGAUGAGCUUAUGCUUAAUUACAUUCAAAGACUUUCAUAUCAAAUCAAAAGGGCUUCAGCAAUUCUCUUCAACUCAUUUGAUGAAUUAGAGCAAGAUGUGCUCCAAUCUUUCCCAUCAGAUUUUCCACCCCUUUACACUGUGGGCCCAUUACAUCUCCUUUUAGAUUCUACAAAUGCUACCAAUAAUGAAGAAACAAAAUCAAUUAGUACAAGUUUAUGGCUAGAAGAUCCUCAUUGCCUAGAAUGGCUUGAUUCCUAUGCACCAAAUUCGGUUGUUUAUGUCAAUUUUGGAAGCAUUACGGUUAUGACUAAUGAACAAUUGAUCGAGUUUGCUUGGGGGUUAGCUCAUAGUGAGCAACCGUUUUUGUGGAUAACUCGACCUGACUUAGUCAUCGGAGAUGAGGCUGUUCUACCACCUGAAUUUUUGGAGAUGACUAAAGGACGAGGACUUAUUACUAGUUGGUGUAACCAAGAGCGGGUUUUGAACCAUCCUGCAAUUGGCGGGUUUUUAACUCACUGUGGAUGGAAUUCGAAUUUAGAGACUUUAAUUAAUGGGGUGCCUGUUGUGUGUUGGCCUUUUUUCGCGGAGCAACAAACUAAUAGUUGGUAUUGUUGUGGCAAGUGGGGUGUUGGGAUGGAGAUUGAUACCAAUGUGAAGAGGAGUGAAGUGGAGAAGCAAGUAAGGGAAUUGAUGGAAGGUGAGAAAGGGAAAGAUAUGAAGAGAAAUACUAUGGAAUGGAGAAGGUUGGCCCAUGAGGUUACUAAUGGCCCGGAUGGGACUUCUUACAAGAAUUUAAACAAGGUUAUUGAACUUCUUAUGGGAUCUCAAAAGUAGAAAUUUUUUAUUUUUCCCAACUUUUUUUAUUUUAUAGAUGGUAAAAGGGUGGCUUAUUAGUCGUCAUCUUUAUGUGUUUUUUUAUUUAUCUUUGUAAUUUAUGUUAUUUUAAAUUAAUUUGUCAUAUUAUUUUUCUUUUUGCCAAUUGAAAUUGUAUAUCAAUCAAAACACAUAGUUCUAUUAUAGGAGGAGCCCCAUUAGAUCAGAUCAAAAGUAUAGUCGUUAGUUGGUUUGAAUACAUACUUAUGUAGUCAAGCAUAGGGGUGAUGGUUCGGUGUUUGGUUUGGAUUAUACACAAAUCCAAAUGAAACCAAAUUAAAUUUAAUGUUGUCUUUUUCAGUCCAAAUCCAAAUCAUAUUUUUUAUAAUCUAAAUUAAAUCAAAUCGAAUUUUA